Colletotrichum chrysophilum is the source of this 1455-nucleotide messenger RNA. RefSeq names its product Protein phosphatase PP2A regulatory subunit B. The transcript has 6 exons. Gene Ontology annotation, cellular component: cytosol; protein phosphatase type 2A complex. NCBI's taxonomy places the organism in Eukaryota, Fungi, Ascomycota, Sordariomycetes, Glomerellales, Glomerellaceae. Gene Ontology annotation, biological process: peptidyl-serine dephosphorylation. Gene Ontology annotation, molecular function: protein phosphatase regulator activity; protein binding. The coding region runs from base 1 to 1455 and encodes 484 amino acids. The record is from RefSeq and is a predicted model, not a curated record.
AUGGUGGACAGUGACACGAACUCUCCCACGUGGAAGUUCACCCAGUGCUUUGGAGACAAGGGCGAUGUGGAGGACAUCACCGAAGCUGAUAUUAUCUCGACGGUCGAGUUCGAUCACACGGGCAAUUACCUCGCGACAGGAGACAAGGGUGGAAGAGUUGUUCUGUUUGAGCGAAACGAGACGAAAAAGACUUGCGAAUACAAGUUCCACACGGAAUUCCAGUCUCACGAACCCGAAUUCGACUACCUCAAAUCCCUUGAAAUCGAGGAGAAGAUCAACAAGAUCAAGUGGUGCCGCCGCCAGAAUGCUUCCCACUACCUGCUCUCAACGAACGACAAGACCAUCAAGCUGUGGAAGGUCUUCGAGAAGUCGCUCAAGGUUGUCGCGGAGAACAACCUAUCCGAUGACUUAACGCCCGCGAAUAUCGCCGGUGGCGGCGGUGCACCAAGACAAACCCCAGCCCAUCGCUUCAAGAAUGCGGAAGAUCUCAUCAUGCCUCGUCUUACCCACCACGACACUGUUGUUGCUGCAGUGCCUCGCCGAACCUAUGCAAAUGCUCAUGCCUAUCACAUCAACAGCAUAUCCGUCAAUAGCGAUGGCGAGACCUUCAUCAGCAGCGAUGACCUCCGCAUCAACUUGUGGAACCUCAACAUUCAGGAUCAAAGCUUCAACAUUGUCGACAUCAAGCCAGCCAACAUGGAGGAGUUGACUGAGGUUAUCACUGCUGCUGAGUUCCACCCGUUGAGCUGCAAUUGGUUUAUGUACGCGAGCUCGAAGGGGACCAUCAAGCUUGCCGACAUGCGGGAGAGCGCUCUCUGUGACAGACACGCCAAGCUAUUUGAACAGGAAGAAGACCCGUCCUCUAGGUCUUUUUUCUCCGAAAUCAUAUCCUCUAUUUCCGACGUGCGCUUCUCCUACGAUGGCCGCUACAUUCUGUCGCGCGACUACCUCACGGUCAAGAUCUGGGAUAUCAAUAUGGAGCGCCAGCCAGUGAAGACUAUUCCAAUUCACGAGCACUUGCGCCCACGCCUCUGCGACACGUACGAGAACGACAGCAUCUUUGACAAGUUUGAGGUUGUCUUCUCAGGCGAUGCCAAGAACGUCAUGACUGGCAGCUACAACAACAACUUCAUGAUCUACCCAUCCGACCCCGAGAAGGAGGUUGAAGUUGUUUUACAAGCUGACAAGUCUGCAUUCAAAGCGAAGAAGGUCGGCGUGCCGACACCCAUCAACUCGUCUACGAGCCCAACCGCCACCAACGGCGGCAAGAAGGGAGGUUCUCGUGCUGGCAGUCCUGCUGCUGGAGCCGGCGGCCAAGGCCAACGAAUGCGCAAGGAAACUGAUGCCGACCAGAUCGAUUUCAACAAGAAAAUCCUGCACAUGAGUUGGCAUCCGUUCGAGGAUAGCAUCGCCAUUGCAGCGACGAACAACUUAUUUGUCUUUUCUGCACUAUAG